GCCGCCGCCCGUGCGCGCUGCGCCGACUCUGUGGGGCAGGCGCAUGCCCUCGCCGUACGGGUCGGGGCCGAGGAUGAUGGGUUCAUCGGGACCGCGCUGGUUGGCGCGUACGCGGCGUGCCGGCGCGUGGCCGACGCCCGCAGGAUGUUCGGAGUAAUGCCGGAUCGGGAUCUCGUCGCCUGGGGCGUCAUGCUUGACAGUUAUUGUCAGACUCAAGACUACAGAGAAGCAUUGCUUCUACUCAAUAAGCUGAAGAGAUCAAGAAUUGUGCCUGACCAAGUCAUCCUUGCUACCGUUCUAUCAGCUUGUGGUCAUACACGACAUUUAAGAUCCGGAAAAGUCAUCCACUCAUACAUACUGGUCUCAGACAUUUUUAUCGACGCCCGCCUCAGUAGUGCCCUCUUAAACAUGUAUGCUACUUGUGCGGAUAUGGAGAUGGCCAAGAAGCUAUACAGCGGGAUGCAAAGGAAGGACUUGAUAUCAUCAACUGUCAUGGUCUGUGGAUAUGCUAAGAAUGGAAAAAUCGACAUUGCUCGCUCCAUAUUCAACUGUAUGGUGGAGAAGGAUGUGGUAUCUUGGAGUGCUAUGAUAUCAGGAUAUGCUGAAAAUAACCAACCAAGUGAAGCGUUGAUUUUGUUCAAAGAUAUGCAAGAGUGUGGUGUAUGUCCUGAUGAAAUUACCCUAUUGAGCGUCAUAUCUGCAUGUGCUAAUAUCUGUUCCCUUGACAAAGCCAGAUGGAUCCAUUCGUUUGUUGUGAAUAAUGGGUUUUGUAAGGUAUUGUCCAUUUGCAAUGCUCUUAUUAAUAUGUUCUCAAAGUGUGGAAGUUUGACUCUUGCCUUGAACGUGUUCAAUGCAAUGCCUCGAAAGAAUGUUAUCACCUGGACAAGUAUGAUUUCUGCCUUUGCUAUGCAUGGUGAUGGCAAAUCUGCCUUAGCCCUUUUUGACAAGAUGAAAAGUGAAGGGGUUGAACCCAAUGGCGUGACAUUUCUUGGUUUGUUGUUUGCCUGUUGUCAUGCUGGCUUAGUUGAUGAAGGCCGUUCCUUGUUUGAAUGCAUGGUCCAGGAAUACAGGAUUGAACCCAAGCAUGAGCAUUAUGGUUGUAUGGUGGAUCUUAUGGGAAAGGCUAAACUUCUGCAGGAAGCAGUUGAUCUCAUAAAGUCAAUGCAUGUAAGACCUAAUGUGGCUGUUUGGGGAUCUCUGUUAGCAGCCUGCUCGAUGCAUGGUGAUCUUGAGCUCGGUGCAUUUUCUGCGAGGAAAAUUUUGGAGUUGGAUCCCAAUCACAAUGGAGCAUACGUGUUUUUAUCGAACAUGCACGCAAAAUCUGGUAACUGGAAUAAUGCUCGAGAGGUGAGGGGAGUAAUCGAAGGUCAUAGGGUUUCGAAAGAAACAAGCUCCAGUCGGGUAGAGCUGAAUGGGAUUGUCCACGAUUUUGGAGCUGGAGGUGAGAAACAUCAGGAAAAUCAUAAGACCCUUCUAAAGCUUAGUGGGAUAAUUUCUAAUUGAUGAUUCAUGGCUAUGCUAGUCUUUAUGAUAGCCUUGUAAAUUUCUGAAAGGGGAUCUUCAUUUUGCAUAUCUAUAUUUAAAGACUUGCAGGAAUCAUCUCAUAGGUGGUCAAUGGGCAACAAUGAUCUCAUAUUUAUGGCUGCAUAAGUUGUAGGAAUUCGUUAUGUAAUCAAAGCUGAACAAGAAGUCAGCUGGCUAAUUUUGUUUUUUCAUAAAAGGAGGCUAUGCAGCCCAGUUUGGUUAAGGGAAGACACAGGCAGGUCUUUGAAGAGAUAUUAUUAUGGAUUGAGCUAUCAUAUUUUCCUCCUGUCAUAUAUUAAGAUGAGAUAAUUGGUGUGGUUCCACACGAAAAAAACUCCCUCUGUCAGGCUGAAGAUAGUCCACUGUGCAGUAGAAGCUGAACUUUAUGCCGUAUGAGUUGUAGUCGGUAAUGGGUCUUUCAGUUGUGUGAGCUGCCAGAACCUUUCUUAAGAACUUUGAAUUCAGAAGCACGGGUAUUUCACGGGGCAGCAGUAGUCAGACAACAUUCCACAGCUCUCCACCAUUGUAACAUAUUCUGGCAACACCUUGCUUCUAAAAAUCAUGGGCUUAUUCAGGAUUAUUUGGUGAGCAAAGUAGCAAACAGAUUGCCCUCGGGGUGUGUCACCGACCUGGCGAGCUCUUGUGCGAGGAAGAGAUGCCCUUAAGUUGGGUUUAGUAAGAAGAGUUGGUAAUGGAUGCACAACCGAAGUUUGGCAUGAUAGAUGAAUCAUGUGGAAGCAUCUUUGAAACCUAUGGGGUGUUAAACACCGGUUCAGUUUGUUUCUGAUAGAGGAAGGGUCAAAUCAAUGGAAUGAAGAGUUAGUAUGAGAGGUGUCUAUUCCUCCUCAUGCUGAUCUCAUUAUCCAACUACCAUGACCGCUGCGAGACAUUGAUGAUUUUCGGGCAUGGGUGUGGCCGUGUGGGAGAAAUCUGGUCUUUUCUCAGUGAGACCAGUGUCCGACAACUGUUAGAUAAUGAACAGAUUGAACAACAGCCGUCCAGUUUGUCAUGUGGGGAAGAUGUUUGGAGUGCAGACUGUGGCAAUGACAAUGAGCCUCUGUUCCAUUCUCUGGUUAGGUGUGCACAUGCCAAGCUGUUUCCGAAUGCAGCGUUAGAAUUUUUCGAUUUAAAAGCUCCCGCGUCUGCAUCCAGGCACUUGGGCCAUGGAUAUUUUGUACUCAGCAAUGGUUAAUAAGAAGGAUUGAGUGGUUAUUGUCUCUGUUAUGUGGGCGAUUUGGAGCAGCAGGAAUAAAUACACGCAUCAGGCGGUUCAAUAUCAACCGCUGCCAUCCAUGCAUCUGGUGGAGGGAUUUGUGAAGGCUCUGGAAGUGCCGCAACAAGAGAAAAUUGUGACAGAAGAUUGGAGGGAGAGAUGGAGACAUCCUAAUUUAAAAUGAAUACUGAUGGUGCCCUGGACGCUGAGCAUGGUGGGGCUGGAGCGGGUUUGAUGGCGCGCAAUUAUGAGGGAGUGUUUGUAGCAGCAAGGCUGAGGUAAUACAAAAAUAUCACCAUUGCUGUGAUGCAUUGCUGCUUGCUCGGCUGCAGGGUUUUCUGAAAGUGCAGAUUGAGACUGGUUGCCUUGCUGUUUUAACGACGUGGCACAGUGGCAGCAGGGUCAGAAAUCUGGGGGGAUUCAGUUGAUCCAAGAGAUGAAUGAGUAUGCUGAGGCUUUUCAGGAGUUUGAGCCGAUCUUUGCAAGCAGAGAAGCAAAUCAAGCGGCACACCCCCGUGCAAAGGUACUUCUGGGUAUUUAAGUCUGUGUCUUUAGACUUUGAUGUAGCUCCUGGCUUUCUGUAUGACAUUGUAAAUGCAGAACUCAUUUCGUCAGAAGAAUAAAAUGCCUAUGGCGAAGGAA
Triticum dicoccoides is the source of this 3379-nucleotide messenger RNA. RefSeq names its product pentatricopeptide repeat-containing protein At4g14820-like. The coding region runs from base 145 to 1503 and encodes 452 amino acids. Lineage: Eukaryota; Viridiplantae; Streptophyta; Magnoliopsida; Poales; Poaceae. Gene Ontology annotation, molecular function: RNA binding; protein binding. Gene Ontology annotation, biological process: RNA modification. The record is from RefSeq and is a predicted model, not a curated record. The transcript has 3 exons.